AUGAUCGGAGAGCACCAGCAUCAGGGCAUAGGUACAACUAUAGUACAUCAGUCUCCUCCUGUUCAUCGGAGAACGCGGCCAUCUCCAGUUUCUUCAGGAAACUUGAAUGACUUCCGAAUAUCGCCGAUAAGUAUGCCGCAAUCUGCGCCAUCACAUCAGGCCUAUUCUGGCGCAAAGAUCGUGCUGGCAUCACCGCCUGCGACGACCUUGUUUCUGGAAAACGACAACUACUCUGGCUCUGGCAAUGCACUAGAAGUGGAGCGGCACGAGCAAUAUAAUUCGUUGCAGCAACAGAACAAUAGUACUAGUUUGAUGUCACACAUCGGAGGUGCCUCUCAACAUGCUCAUGCCGCCCUCCAUAAUUAUGAUCGGAAUUUAAAGAAGCAACAAAUUCCGAUGCAACAAAAAAUAUUUUCAACUCCUUCUGGAGGCGGUGGUGCGAGGACAGAUUUCUCUUUCCUGAACAGAUCGAAUCUCAGUAGCAGUCCGACAUCUACAGACGCUGUACUGCAGAAGUGCCGGG
Molecule: messenger RNA, 523 nt
Organism: Amoebophrya sp. A25
Lineage: Eukaryota; Dinophyceae; Syndiniales; Amoebophryaceae
Source: the annotation of a GenBank genome assembly